AUGUCUGAAUUACAAGCUCUCUGCUACUCUAUAGAGCUCAUGGUCCAUGCAAAAAGGUCCAGUAUACUAUGCUACCCUGAUGCCCUGGUAGAACAAAUUAGGUGGAACAACUCCAUAGUAAUUGAGAAACUCAAUAUUCUCUUUGGCUCUGAUGACAAAAAGGCUCAGGACUUCAUUAAUAACUGGUGCCUAAAGAUCACACAAAUUGCUCUGAAUGCCAUUGUCAAGACUUACCAAAUUGAAAAGAAAGCUUUUGAUAAUAAAUUCUAUUGGUAUUGCAUGCACAACAACAUUAAUCCAGCAUUAAUUCAGUCUUUUUCCUCUCUCAAGAACUUGAUGGAAGAAGAGAAUUAUAAUAAUUAUUAUUAG
Messenger RNA from Coccidioides immitis RS, 369 nucleotides. RefSeq lists its product as uncharacterized. The transcript has 2 exons. The record is from RefSeq and is a predicted model, not a curated record. Bases 1 to 369 code for a protein of 122 amino acids. Lineage: Eukaryota; Fungi; Ascomycota; Eurotiomycetes; Onygenales; Onygenaceae.